UACCCUCUACCUAGCUACCUAUAGCCUAUAGUAGUAGAAGCUCUACUACUCCCUCUUUCCUGCCUAUUCACCUACAUCGUUCAUCUUCCACAUCUAUAGACAGACCAAGCAGCCUUCCGCCACCCCUAGUGGAUAAUCACGAACCCCGAUCUCGACUGUCGUAACACACCGUUUACCUAGCUGCCCGACAUGGGCAACACCCCGUCGAAUCAGUCUGGACAAGGUGGUCCAUCCGGUAACACCACCAGUCCCGCUCGUCGAGGAUCCACCAGUCAAGGCCUCAGAUCUUCGCCUGCGCAGCCUUCUAGAUCUCAAGCUCCUAGCGUCCUCCCACACCGACAUCACGCUGGGCGCCAUUCGCAGAGAUCCGAAGCUGCACAGGGUUCCCCAUCAUCCAUCAACCAGACCUCGUCUUCCCCUUCGUCACAUCGUCCCAUCUCUCCAAGACGACGCAAGUCGCUCGAACUUCCAGACCUCAAUAACAAGCUCACUUUUACCAAUGCGAACGCUCAAGGAGCCACCUCGGAGCUGGUUCAGGCCGAAGCUCUCGACACGCAGACGACAGGUUCGGGCCGGGUCCGUUCUCCCUUGGCCGGUCCACCUCCAUCUGCGUAUACGUACGACGAGGAAAGCUCGCUCGGAAACACUCCUGCCAACAGCAAACGCAUCAGUCUCACUUCGGGCACGCGAGCUCGCUCGCCUCAAUCAGCGACGGUGCAGAUCACGACGUCGCUCGGAGAAGGGAUGGGUCGAGACGGGAGCGGAAGCUUGUCGAGCAUAGGGACGAGGGAAGGCAUGCCGAUCCCUGGGGCCAAACCAGCUCGUCGUGCUCCUUUCGGUGGAGACGAGCCGGACAACCCUUACUUUCCUCCUGUCGCGAGGCAGCGUCCACCGACGACGCCCGGAUUGCCCAACUACUCGCACAGUCCUCAUACCGGAGAUGGUGGAUCGGGUGUCGGCCUCGCUCACGUCGAACACGCAGAACAGGCCGAUUUCGACUUUUCCGGCCGAGAUAGGCUCUCGGUCAAUACGAACGUACCCCCGACCGGACCUCGACAGCCCUCGCCUGCGAGACCAGCUCCGGCCGUGGUGACGACCGAGCAUCAUCACGUCGUCGCUCCGCAGGACGUGAUCGUGUCUGCCUUGCCGAACGGUAUGGCGAACAACCCGAUUCUCGACCAGAAUGCGCUGCUACCGCCUGCACUCGAGACUCCCUUGGCGUCUGUUCAGACUCCUCGCGUAUAUGACCCUGAUCAAACACCGCUAGGUCUGCCCCCACCGGUUGGAAAUGCCGCUCGGCCUGUCGAAGAGGAGGAGGAGUCUGCCUCGAUACCAACACUGGUGACCUGGAACGAGGGAGGGAAAAACGUCUACGUGACAGGAACCUUUGCCGAGAAUGGAUGGAAAGCGAGGCUGAAGAUGAACAAGAGCACGCACGACUUUUCAUUACUGCUCAACCUGCCACCGGGCACGCAUCGACUCAAAUUUAUCGUCGACGACCAUUGGAGGUGUAGUAGCGAAUUACAGACCGCUACAGAUGGAGACGGCAACCUGGUCAACUGGCUAGAGGUCGAUCCACCAAAGAAACAGAUCGACUCGCACGAAGAUUGGGCGAUGGCGGAGUGGGCCCAAAAAGUCAGCGGAGCCGAGAUGGAGCAAGAUGACGGGUCUUUGUGGACCACCGUGAUUCCUCCCGCACUCGUCAACUUCAUUUCGAUCGAGGAACGGGGGAAAGAAUCGCCUGACGGCUUGAAUCCGGGCGCUUUCGAGAAAUAUCAGCAGAACAUGCAGCAAUUGUUGGCCACCGUUCCGGCCCCACCCACCGUCCCCCGACACCUCAAGGAUCCCAUCCUCAAUACGAGCCCAAAGGAGCUCGAGGGGACGAUUGGGGGUACGGCUGGAGACGACAACUCGAUACUCCCGGUGCCGAACCAUGUUGUUCUGAAUCAUUUGACGGCGGCCGCCAUCAGGAAUGGUACUCUCGCUGUCGGAACAACCACGCGAUACAAGCGCAAGUACAUUUCGACCCUUCUUUUCAAACCCGUGGACCAUUGAACGACCGCACAUAUAUCCAUGUAUCCGCCCCAUCAAUUGUACAAUACUAUUUCGAUCUCGACUUCGACGGUCGUGACGAACAAGAUGUACAUAAACUUAUCCUUGAGCAAUCCAGCGGCGGUCUUUUCUUCCUGAAGUGACACG
Molecule: messenger RNA, 2199 nt
Organism: Filobasidium floriforme
Lineage: Eukaryota; Fungi; Basidiomycota; Tremellomycetes; Filobasidiales; Filobasidiaceae
Exons: 5
Coding region: 190-2055 (621 amino acids)
Biological process (GO): signal transduction
Cellular component (GO): nucleus; cytoplasm; nucleotide-activated protein kinase complex
Molecular function (GO): protein kinase binding
Source: RefSeq, a predicted model, not a curated record